AUGACAACAAGCUCCAUACUUACCUGGACGGGGUCAAUGGAUGAUCAAGAAGGCCCAUGGCCUAGAUUGGCAACCUCCAUUGCACUUAGGAGGGGUGCCCGUCUAAGGUGGAAUGAGACACAAGGUGAGGGGACUUGUGCUGAUAUUGAUGAUCGUGAAUGUUCCCAAGAUGAUACUAUGGCAGCAGCUGAAGAAAUCAUGAAAAUCUUCAAAUCAUGGCCUCCAAGACCCUCUAUCAAAGAGAUUGAGGAUGCCAUAUCUGUAAUCAACACAGCGGAAGCACAAAAACACCUUCGGUUGGAGGAAAUAUCUAAGGAAGUGCCCCCACAAGAUGUUCUCGAGGAGCUCUUCUCUGCUCUGCAACAAGUAAAGAAGAACAUGAGGAAAACAACAUUUCAAUAG
Fraxinus pennsylvanica is the source of this 402-nucleotide messenger RNA. NCBI's taxonomy places the organism in Eukaryota, Viridiplantae, Streptophyta, Magnoliopsida, Lamiales, Oleaceae. The record is from the annotation of a GenBank genome assembly.